Photinus pyralis (common eastern firefly) is the source of this 515-nucleotide messenger RNA. Its product is annotated as huntingtin-interacting protein K. Gene Ontology annotation, biological process: negative regulation of apoptotic process; protein stabilization. The coding region runs from base 101 to 457 and encodes 118 amino acids. The transcript has a single exon. NCBI's taxonomy places the organism in Eukaryota, Metazoa, Arthropoda, Insecta, Coleoptera, Lampyridae. The record is from RefSeq and is a predicted model, not a curated record.
ACAGAAGGCAUGUACUUUAAGCACUUCUUUAUGCACAUAACCCCAAAAACCUUCAAAAUUAUUUCUAAAUAUAAUUAAAUUCCAAAAGUUACAACAAACAAUGAGUUCCGAGCAAGUCGUCAAUGGGGGUUCCGAAGAUACUGACGAGAGAUCUCAGAAAAAAUCGGCCAAACAUGAUUGUGGAGCAGCCGAUCUGGAAAAAGUAACCGACUACGCUGAGGAGAAGGAAAUAUCGACACAAGAUUUCUCAGGUGCAAUAUCGUUAAUUGGGGAUCAACGAAAUAAACAAGCGGCCGAGAAGAUAGCGAGAGAAAAGGAACUGCUAAAAGUUCUAAUUAAGAAGGAGGAUGUUGAUUUAAUUGUACGUGAAAUGGAAAUAUCACGAAUAAAAGCCGAACGAACUUUAAGAGAGCAUCACGGGAAUGUUGUGAAGGCCCUCAUUGCUUUAACGAACUAAUUUCCAACUGUUUCUUAAUAAUGAAAUAAUUGUCUUGUAAAUAAAUUUGUAAUUGAUA